Coniophora puteana RWD-64-598 SS2 is the source of this 1090-nucleotide messenger RNA. RefSeq lists its product as uncharacterized. The record is from RefSeq and is a predicted model, not a curated record. The transcript is spliced from 3 exons. NCBI's taxonomy places the organism in Eukaryota, Fungi, Basidiomycota, Agaricomycetes, Boletales, Coniophoraceae. Bases 436 to 1044 code for a protein of 202 amino acids.
CACCGGCAUCCAGGCCCGAGUCAAUUCGCCGUCCAGGCCGACUCCUGAUCUUUUCAUUCUAACAACACUGGCAACCUAGGCUAUGCGUGCCGCUAACCCAUGAAUAUCCUGGUAUCCUGAACAGGGAGACUCAAUGGAUGUUGAAACGCCGGAGUCCGAUGUCAACGUCGGCGCUGCAGCAAUGCGAUGCUUCUAAGAUGCUCCCUCAGAAUGGCUCGAUGGCGGGCAACCGCGACAUGCGGAGGUUGCGCAGGUCCGCCCAAUCAUCGCCCGGAACUUCGCAUUCCUCAAGGCUGAAGCAAUGCUCUGAUGCAUACAAGUCGUCCCUCGGAUUACCUCACCGUUCACCGCCAUUUCUACAGUAUAAAAUCGUGUGUUUCCUCCCCAACCUCUCCUUUCUUUCCACAGUAUUCCUAAUCUAAACUCAACUCAAACAUGCCCACCGAUAUUAUCCUCCCCACCCUCACCGUCUGGGCGCAAGGUGCGCUCACGGGCCUCCUCGAGUCGAAGACGCAGGAGGACUUCGAUGGGCGCUUCGAGUCCAUGUUCGCGCGCGUGGUGAACGUGACCGUGAACGGGAAGCACCUCUCGCGGGAGCAGUACAAACAGGAGCUCCUCGACCAGUCUGCGGCGGGCCCGACACAGCAAAGCGCGACGCUCUCUGUCUCAGGCCAGCUUGAGGUCGAGCAGGGAGACCAGGGGCAGCUGGAGGGCCUCGUGGGACUGUUCUACACCUCGAAUGUCUUCUCGAAGUUCCUUGUCCUCGGCUUCCCAGCUGAGAUCAAGGUCACUUCGUCCUUGAACCUCGUCGUCGCUCCUAAGGGCCACGAAGUGAUCCCUCCCCACACCGUCGGCGGCGACUACGACUCCCGGCGCAUUACCACCGUCAAUCAGAUUAUCACAGAGCAGACAUACCACGUCACCCUCCCCAACCUCCCGACAGGGACCGUCUCUGGCGUUACCACGAAGCCUGAGCUGGGCCCCGGACCGGUCAAGCUUCCUCCUCACUUUGGCCCUGGGCCCGUCAAGCUCCCUCCUCAGUGAGAGCCUAUUGACCAGACACUGUCACGAUGAGAUAUCUAUUCUCAAC